ACAUGUUUUCUAGGACGUCUGUAAUAAUCGAAUAUGGGGUGUACCAUUCGAAUAACAACCCUACUUCUCGUUUUCUGCACUCAGGGUUUCAUCGCUUAUGGCUCUGUCCAGCCUAUUUGGUCUAAUCCAGAGCUAGCUGAAAAUAUUCUAGGAUCCUUUACUGAAUACUUACUGAAAUCUGGGAUAUUUUCUUCAGAACAAAUAGAUGAUAUAUCUUCUAUUAGUCAAACUAUCCUGGAUGCUUUUGGAAGAUCGGGCUUUUCGAAUAACAUCUCCAGCUCAAAAACACGAGCUCUGAAUAUGGCUCUCGCCUCGAGUGUAGCUGAAUUAGUCCUUUCCGAAAAUCCUAGCUUCCCGUUAUCUGACAUAAUAAGAGCAAUAACAGAUGGAUUACGGGAUUCUAUGCUAAAAAAUUCAGGAGGCGUAGAUGAGGUUUCCCUGAAAGAAAUAAAUCAACUCAUAAAUAUGAUUGCAGCAGAUCGUCUAAAUGAAGGCUCAGAUGUAUCAUCCAGAAGUGAAGAAACGCAAAAUGCCUUCGACGGUACAGCUAAUGCGCCUGGUUAUGAUCCUUCUUCAAGCACCUCCAGCCAGGGCUACAGGCCAGAUACAAAACCUAAUGACAGAUAUAACGCCAGAGCAUCAGGAGCAGAAAGACCUUUCCAACGGUAUGGUGCUAGUCAACCUACUGAAGUCGCUGCAGUUACUAGUCAAGGCUUCAGUGAUGUCUCAUACCGUCCAGCGAAUGCUGAAGCAUUUUCACAAAAUGUAGGACUUAACACAUUUGGCAGUACAGGUGAUCUGGGAUUUGGACACGAUUCAACUGCAGUAGCUUCUGCAAACGCUCCAAGUUAUUCAGAUUAUUAUAAACAAGGUGGCAACAGACAGGCUUAUCCAAUGGCCAGAGAUCGUGCACCAGGAGAUGCUGGAAGAGACGAUCAAGGAUUCCAAGAAAGUGGGUAUCCUGUCGACAUUAUCCGCGAUAAUAAAGCAACAGAAUUUGGACAAGGAGGUAGAGAAAGUACGGGAUACGCAAAAGCUAAAGGAUUUCCAGAAGCAUCUUCAGAUGGUGCAGCUGCUAAUAAUAUAAGACAGGGAUACAGAAAUAGUUAUAAAGAUCGUGUGUACAACGCAAGAAGAGAUAGCAGUAUUCCUUCCUAUGGAAACGACAGAGAAAUAAUUUCCAGCUCUAGGGACAUUGACGUAAUAUCGAAAUUUACAAACACUAUCACUUCCAGUCUCCUGUCUUCCAAUGAUUUUACUUCUACAUUUAGAAGCGGGCUACCUGUAACAAACGCUGUCAAUUUAGCCAGUAACCUAGCUCGAUCAUUUGCAACUCAGUUCGGCUUAGAUGACACAACAAUAAAUUCCCUACUUUCUUUAGUUAGCCAGUAUAUUUCAGGACUUGGUCCUUCGGCUGAUGUGUCGGCAUAUGCUAAUGCUAUAUCGCGUGCUAUUGGAGAUACAAUAGAAAAUACAGGAAACGUAUCGCCCAUCUUAACCACAUCUCUAGCAUCUGCAGAUACAAAACCAAUUGCUAAUUUAAUCAGUUCGGUGACAUCAGCCACUGUUAACGCACAGCAACCAAAUCUUGUUCCAAGGAUAGGAGGAUCAAAUUUCAAGAAUUUAGCUGCAAAACAAGUUCAAGAAAACCGCCAAAAUUUUCCUUCCGUGCAGAGUGCAGUUGGAACAAGAAUUCAACCUUCACUUUCGAGAUUUCCUGGACACGGUGCUAAUGCUGCUGCAAGCGGUGGUGGUGGACAGGCAGCUGAAAUACCUAGCACGACUGGUGAUAUUGACGUUAUAUCGCAAUUUACCAACACUAUUACUUCCAGUCUCCUAUCUUCCAAUGAUUUCACUUCUACGUUUGUAAGCGGACUACCUGUAACAAUCGCGCUAAAUUUAGCCAGUAACCUAGCUCAAUCACUUGCAAGUCAGAUAGGCUUAGACGAAGCAGGAAUAAAUUCCCUUCUUUCUUUACUUAGCCAAUAUAUUUCAGCAAUUGAUCCUUCUGCUGAUGCGUCAGCAUAUGCUAAUGCUGUAUCGCUUGCUAUUGGAAAUACACUAGCAAACGCAGGAAACGUAUCACCUGUCCUAACUGCAUCUUUAGCAUCUGCGGAUACACAACAAAUUGCUAAUUUAAUCAGUUCGGUGACAUCAAGCACAAUUAACGCACAGAAGCCUAACAUUAUUCGAAGCGGAGUAGCGUCAACUUUCAGGAAUGUACCUUUAACGCAAGUUCAAUUAAACCGUGGAAAUGUGGGUGCCGUACAGAGCUCAGUUGCUACACGACUUGAACCUUUGCUUACGAGACUUCCAGGACAAGGUUCUGAUGCUGCUGCAAGCGCUGCUGACGAAGUUGGACAAGGAGUUAGAACAUCUGCCACCGCUACUAAUAUUGACGUUAUAUCAAAAUUUACGAACACUAUUUCUUCUGGUCUCUUAGCUUCCAAUGAUUUCUCUUCUAUUUUUGGAAGCGGUCUUCCAGUAACAACUGCGCUAAAUUUAGCCAGUAAUCUAGCUCAGUCACUUGCAACUCAGAUAGGCUUAGACGAAGCAGGAAUAAAUUCCCUUCUUUCUUUACUUAGGCAAUAUAUUUUAUCAAUUGGUUCUACUGCUGAUGCGUCAACAUAUGCUAAUGCUGUGUCGCUUGCUAUUGGAAAUACACUAGCAAAUGCAGGUAACGUAUCACCUGCCCUAACUGCAUCUAUAGCAUCUGCGGAUCCACAACCAAUUGCUAAUUUAGUCAGUUUGGUGACAUCGAGCACUCUUAACACACAGCAUCCUAACAUUAUUCGAAGUAGAGGAGCUUCAAAUUUCAGGAAUGUACCUUUAAAACAAGUUCUAGAAAACCGUGGAAAUCUAGGCUCUGUACAGAGUGGACAAGGUGCUGCUGCAACCGCUGCUGAAGGCGUUGUACAAGGAUCUGGAACAUCUAGCACCGCCACUGAUAUCGACGUUAUAUCAAAAUUUACCAACACUAUUUCUUCUGGUCUCUUAGCUUCAAAUGAUUUCACUUCUGUUUUUGGAAGCGGACUACCUGUAACAACCGCACUAAAUUUAGCCAGUAACCUAGCUCAGUCACUUGGAAUACAGAUAGGCUUAGACGAAGCAGCAAUAAAUUCCCUUCUUUCUUUACUUAGCCAAUAUAUUUCAGCAAUUGAUUCUUCUGCUGAUGCGUCAGCAUAUGCUAAUGCUCUAUCGCUUGCUAUUGGAAAUACAUUAGAAAAUGCAAGAAACGUAUCCCCUGCCCUAACUGCAUCUCUAGCAUCUGCGGAUACACAGCCAAUUGCUAAUUUAGUCAGAUCGGUGACAUCGAGCACUCUAACACAGCAUCGAGCACAGCAGCCUAACAUUAUUCGAAGUGAAGAAGCAUCAAAUUUUAGGAAUGUACCUUUAACACAAGUUCAAGGAAACCGUGGAAAUGUGGAUUCCGUACAGAGUUCAGUUGGGACAAGACUUCAACCUUCGCUUUCGAGAUUUCCUGGGGCAAAGUAUUACUGCUGCUGCAAGAUCUGCUGCUGGAAGUGAACAAGGCGCUGGAACGUCUAGCACCGCUCCUAAUAUUGAAGUUAUAUCGAAAUUUACCAACACUAUUUCUUCUAGUCUCUUAUCUUCCAAUGAUUUCACUUCUAUUUUUGGAAGCGGACUACCUGUAACGACCGCACUAAAUUUGG
Molecule: messenger RNA, 3674 nt
Organism: Stegodyphus dumicola
Lineage: Eukaryota; Metazoa; Arthropoda; Arachnida; Araneae; Eresidae
Source: RefSeq, a predicted model, not a curated record